UCAAAUUCCUCCGAUGGAAGAUAUUUCCAGUCCAUACUAUCUUCAUCCUAGCGACAAUCCGAGCUUGCAGCUGGUUCCUCAUGUCCUCACUGGCUCCAAUUACAUUAAUUGGAGCAGAUCAGUCAACACUGCACUUUUGGCGAAGAACAAGAUCGCUUUUGUCAAUGGCGUCCUUCAUCGGCCACACGAUGAUGAUCUGCUAUUUCCGGCGUGGUUGCGCUGCAACAGUAUGGUUGUAUCGUGGCUUCGCAAUUCUAUAUCUCCUCAGAUCUGCUCCAGCAUAAUGUACCUUGAAGAUGCUCAUGAGAUCUGGUCGGAUUUACGCAUCCGAUUCUCUCAGCUCGAUUCUGCUCGAGCUUAUCAAUUGAAGCAACGCAUCAUGUCUCUGAAUCAAGGAAAUGACGAUGUCAAUGCCUACUUCACAAAUCUUCGAAUCGUUUGGGAUGAAUUCAAGCACUCUCAACCGAUUGCUUGGUGCAUUUGUGCGAAUUGUAGAUGCAAUAGUGCCUCGAAGUGGCAUGAGUAUCAAGAGCAAGAGUGCACAAUGCAGUUUUUGAUCGGACUAAAUCCUGUCUUCUCUCAGAUCCGAUCCAACAUUCUCUCUAUGGUUCCGUUUCCUCCUCUAUCAAAAGUUUUCUCACUUGUUUUGCAGGAGGAAAGGCAACGAACUAUUGAUGGUUAUUCUCCAGUUAUAUCUCCCUCUAUGAGUGAGCAACCUUAUUCAGCUAAUGCUGCAACAUCUCAAUCUUACAAUAAGGGGAGACUUUGUUCACACUGUGGUAAGAGUAAUCACACGGUUGACAAAUGCUUUACUCUCCAUGGUUUUCCUCCAGGAUAUGGUAAGGGGAAGAACAAAUUUGGUGUUGGUGCUAAGGAGACUAAAUCUGUUAAUUUUGUGGAGGAUUGCAUUGAAGAUUCAUGUGAUAAAUCUGCUUUCUCUCCACCAAUGAGAAUGCCUUCUCAGGAGCAGUGUCAGCAGCUCAUAAAUAUGCUUCAGUCUCAACUUGCUGUUGCUGCCACUUUUGUUCCACCUACUCCCACUUCUGCUGCACCAAAUAUGCCUUCAUCCCCUCACAAUGUCCCUUUCACAGGGAGCUUCUCAGGAAAUUGUGAUUGGGAGGGGUAGCAGAUUGGGAAAUUUGUACACUCUUGAUAUCUCUUCUCAUUCCAAGAAAUUUGAAGGUUCUGUCAUUCCUUCAUCUUUUACUUCAUAUUUUGAUGUUUCUUAUGCCAAUUCUGUUGCUAGCAUAGAUGUUUGGCAUAGAAGGUUGGGACAUGUGUCCUUUGGAAAACUAAAAUCUAUGUCUGAUGUUCUUAAUUUUCUCAAUAAAGCUCCUUCAUUAU
Salvia hispanica is the source of this 1344-nucleotide messenger RNA. The record is from RefSeq and is a predicted model, not a curated record. Lineage: Eukaryota; Viridiplantae; Streptophyta; Magnoliopsida; Lamiales; Lamiaceae.